Symbiodinium necroappetens is the source of this 3420-nucleotide messenger RNA. The record is from the annotation of a GenBank genome assembly. Lineage: Eukaryota; Dinophyceae; Suessiales; Symbiodiniaceae.
AUGGCCGACUACUUCAGCGACCGACAGGAGUUGGAGCAACCGGAGACCUGGGAGUCGGAGUUCGAGCGGACGUUUUGCAUCACGUUCGCGAAGCCGGAGAUGCGAUACAGUGCAGUCGACCCAGAUGACGAAGUGGAUCAGUGGCUCGUCCGAGGCUCCUGGACCUUCUGCCCAAAGUGUGGGCGUCGCCGACCUCAGUGCAACGUUGCCAGUUUGACCCUCCAACGCGCGGACAAGACAUGUCGCUACCGAUGUGAUCCCGAACCUGAAGACCUCCUGUUGCCGCGGACGGAGUCCGACCUUGGGAGACAUUGCAAGCUGGACGCCUACGUUACACCGAAUGCCCACCAUUGGGAGCAUUUGCUGGCAGACCUUCACGUCACAGGACUGCCGUUGGUGCCCGGUCUUACCAAAAAGGAUCUCGACACCCUGGCUGUUUUGGAUUUGAAGAUUGACUAUCAAACCCGCCGGGGCGGCAACGCCGAGAUCACAAGCAAGCAGAAAAAGUCUGUUAUUCGUGGCCGCUGGAAAGCAUUGCCUUUGUUCGACAUCCAGCGAUCAGACCAGGCCAAUCGACUCUUCUUUUGGCUGCUGGCAAACAACGAGACCUACGCGAACUGGGUCCAGUUCCACAAGCAGCUCGCGAUUAGCAACGACAACUGCAGCGGUCCAUGGCAGGAGGUGCGAACCGCAGAUUUGCUGUUGAAUUCCCCGGGCAUCGAGGUUGCUGCCAGACCGUGGCUGUACCCGCUCGCGAGCUUCGGCGAUACAGACCUGUCAUCGCGCUUGAUGCCGCUGAAAUGGAUAGCGGCAGGCUCUCGCCCGUCCCUGCGGGCAAGUUUCCUGCGCAAGCUGAUGAGCAGGUGCAUCGAUUACAGCCGUGAUUUUGCAUUGAAGUCGCUCUUAUAUGACAGCGCCAUGGCCCGAACGAUCACCUCCCUCAUCAGCGUUGCCAAUCAAAGGAACAUCGCCCCGGAGUUUGCCGCUCAGCAGCAGGACAUGUUUGAGGGCUACUGGCUGCUCCAGCUCAGGAAAAUGGAGGAUAUUUGUCGCCGGGAGUACGAGAGCACAGACGACCUCGCCAAGACGUUUCCCAAUAUCUUCUUCACUGUGGCUCCAGCCGAGUGGCGCUAUCUGUUGCCGGAGGGCCUGACGUUGGACGAUUCACUAUCUGAGCAGCAGGACUUGAUUACGCUGCAUAUGCAUCAUACACUACGAGUCCUCUUAGAGCAUCAGCUGAUCAAUCACUCGGACAAUCUCCGGGCCAUCGGCAUCGCAAACAUUCGUCAUUGGAGCUUCCGGUUUGAGUUCCAAGCGAGGGGCACCAUCCAUCUGCACGCCGUCUUGUGGACGGAUCUGCAGCCGGGCUGGUCUGCGAACGACAUCACCGCCCGCACAGGCGGCACCGCUACCCCCUUCCUUGGACUGCUGGAGAAGCUGUUCAAAUCCCGCGCGGACGUUCAGUGCGGCGACGGCACGCAUUGCUUGAUGCAGUAUGUCGCCGGCUACCUGCUAAAGGCCUCGGAUGCGCUCCAGUUCCUCAGCAAGCAAGUCGACGACCAGGACACGCAAUGGCGCCAGGCCUACCGCUUGCUCUGCAAGCGCUCGCCCACCGAGCAAGAAAUCAUCAUGGAGUUCGCGGGCCUCUCGAUGGUAAAACAUUCCUUCAGUGGCGUUGACAUUUUCGCCCCCAUCCCCGGCAGCACAGCCUCCAACAACUCGCGGCGGCAGUACAACGCCUAUCAGCAUCACCUGAAGCAGACGGAGGGCGACUUCGGCGAUGCGCGCGAGUUGACCUUCAUCCAGUGGCUGCGCAUCUACCAGCUGCCUGCAGACGCUCCAGACAGCAGCGCAGUCCAGCGUCGAAAUCAACAUGGACCGGCGGCGGGCAAGCCAUGUGGCGUGGCCAUGUCCUUUCCGUUUGAAUUGUUGGACAUAUAUGUGGGCGCUUGGGCAGCAUGCUGUCUGCCAGGCAUGUUGGAGGAGCGUCUCCUGCCUGUCGUGCCCGACACACUCAAGCUCCCUGGUUUGGAGGACGAGCUGGCACGGCGUCGAACCUUCACAGCUCCUUGCAUGUGUCACCAUUUGAAGGCCGUGCUCUCUUUGGACGAAUUUCAGUUGGACGGGGCCGACCCGCAGGUUUACAACCCAGAUCUCGCGAGAUUUUUCGCCAAAGUCGAGCCCGAGCUCAUGCUGCGCGGGAUCAAUGCGGACCGCAUCUCCACCUUCAAGGCCAAGAUUCAAGCAACGAACCUACUUCUCCUGCGCAUUCGAGACGGUCUUGAAGAUGCCGGGUUCUGGACGGCGCGAGAUCUACCUGGCUACCCUCGGCGUCAAUGGUCUCCCGAGCAAGGCGCCGUCAUGGAAUGGAUGCGAGAUCGCUUGGGCGUCAACGACGCCAACGACAGCCGCAACCGCGUGCUACAGAUUUCCGGACCUCCAGGCACCGGAAAAACUGAGGUCGUCAUCGGCGCAACAAAGCUCGCUUUGGACGACGACUGUCGCGUCCUGGUUGCCGGACCGAUCGGUCUCCUAGUGGCCAUGUACCGUCUGAAGCUUCCAGCAGAUGAACGCCUGACCAUGGAGACCAUCCACUCCGCCUUCAAGAUUACACGGCCGGCAGAUGCAGCCUACAUCCCGCCAGGUCGACUACGUCGCUACGACGUUAUUAUCUUCGAUGAAGUCUCUCAGAUCGACCCAGCUGUAUGGACCGAUCUCAAAGCAGCACUUGGUGAACUUCACCCUGGGCCACUGAUCCUCUUCGUGGGCGACUUCCAGCAGCUGCAGCCGGUCCACGGCAAACCACAACUCCAAAUCGAUCUCGACGCGGAGGUCGCCAACGGCACGGUCGAUCGUAUUGACUUGAAGAACCACAAUCUAGCCAGAUCCAUCGAUCCUGACAUGCUCGACUUCCUGACGACAGUGAGAGAGGCACAACCAACUAGAACACAGCUAGAAGAGUUCUUUGCAGGAAGAGUUUGGAGCAGGGAUUUGUCCGAGAUCGCAGAGAAAGCCAAAACCUGGGAGGACGUCACAGGCAAGAAGUUCAUGUUCCUCACUGUCGUGAACAAAGGUGCAGAGUCACAGCUCCUAGCCGAGGGCGCCGGCAUCCCAGCGGAAACCGGACGUGUUGUUGUCAGUGCAGGCAUGAGGGUCCGGCUGACCUACAACGUAAACAAGCAGGACGGCUUCGUCAACGGCAAUACCGGAACCGUGCGACUUGUGCUGAGACGCGAUGUCUUUGUUAUGCAGUCCGCCCAGGGCACUUCCGUGCUGGUGUACCCAAUUGCUCUUCGAGGCCGGAAGUUUCUGCCUGUGGCCUACGGCUACGCCACCACCAUGCGCAGGGCACAGGGAGCGACUUUAGACGGCGUCGGUCUGUACUUUGACAGGCGGCUUCCGGAUCGUGGGUAUGCCUAC